Messenger RNA from Erinaceus europaeus (western European hedgehog), 2488 nucleotides. It is a transcript of the gene BAAT, whose product is annotated as bile acid-CoA:amino acid N-acyltransferase. Gene Ontology annotation, biological process: fatty acid metabolic process; acyl-CoA metabolic process. The record is from RefSeq and is a predicted model, not a curated record. The transcript has 5 exons. Gene Ontology annotation, cellular component: peroxisome. NCBI's taxonomy places the organism in Eukaryota, Metazoa, Chordata, Mammalia, Eulipotyphla, Erinaceidae. Gene Ontology annotation, molecular function: fatty acyl-CoA hydrolase activity. Bases 240 to 1607 code for a protein of 455 amino acids.
CUCUGCAAGUAGCUCAGUCACAGGAAACUUAAAGAGCCUCAGCAGUUGAAUGUCCUGUACAGAGCAUUUCUACUUGGAACUACAGAUUGGACGCUUCUAGGCCUCAGUAGGGAGCCUGGGGCAGGAAUUCAACACCGGCUAAAUUCCCACAGGAGGACUUUCCUCUCCAGAUUGCCUCUGGUGGCUGUUUUCAGGGUAGCUCGAUUCUCUGAAGAAACCAGUCAUUGUCAGCAAUACUGAUGUAUCGUCGUUGCAUUAGCCUAACCAAGGCAGUGUAUAGAGACUGUUUUGGAAGAAAAUGCACAUUUGACUGGAGAAGUGAGGGCAGGAGACAUUUUUGCCAGUUGCCAAUGUUGCAGUUGACAGUCACCCCAGCAAGUGCCUUGGUAGAUGAGCCAGUGCACAUCCAAGUGACGGGCCUGCUUCCAUCCCAGAUGGUGACCUUCAAGUUGUCUGUGAAGGAUGAUAAGGGGAAUCUGUUUCAUUCAAGAGCCUUCUACAAGGCUGAUGAGACUGGUAAGGUGGAUCUACAACGACAUCCUUCACUGGGAGGUGAUUAUGUGGGGCUUCAUCCCAUGGGUCUCUUCUGGUCUCUCAAGCCUGAAAAGAUGUUUGGAAGACUGCUGAAGCGUGAUGUGAACAGGCCAUGGGAGGCCACCGUGGACUUAUAUGACUCAGUUAACUACACAGAGUCCACUCUACAUCCGAUGGAGAUGAGCCAAACGGUGCAACGUUGGUUCAUAGCCCCUGACGUGAAACGGGAACAGGUCAAAGCAGGACGUAUUCGAGGAGCUCUUUUUCUCCCUCCAGGGGAAGGCCCUUUUCCUGCAGUCAUUGAUAUGUUUGGGAGCAUCGGGGGUCUAGUUGAAUUCCGAGCCAGUCUCUUGGCUUCCCGUGGUUUUGCGACACUGGCAUUGGCGUAUUUUGCCUACGAAGACCUGCCCACCAGCCUGCUGGAGUUGGACCUGGAAUACUUUGAGGAAGCUGCCAACUUUCUAGUUUCUCAUCCCAAGACCCAAGGACCAGGAAUCGGAGUGAUUGGAGUCAGCAAAGGUGCAGAGAUCGCCCUAGCUAUGGCUUGCUACCUGAAGCAAGUAGUCGCCACCAUCUGCAUCAACGGUCCUACUGCAGUCUGUGAUGCUUCUCUCAGAUACAAGGAUGAAGUCCACACCCCCACCUCCCCUCAUAAAGAGUACGUCGAGUUUGAUCUCUUCAGGGCACUACGCUUCCGCAACUACCUGGCUGCCUGCGAGGAUGAACUGAGUGAGUACAACUUUCUUCCAGUUGAAAAGGCCGAGGGGCAAAUCCUGUUCAUUAUUGGAGAAGAUGACCAAUGCCUGCAGAGUAAACUACUUGCUGAGAAGGCCUUGAACAAGUUAAGGAGACAAGGGAAAAACAAUGGGAAGAUGCUGGCAUACCCUGGGGCUGGCCACCUCAUCGAACCACCCUAUACACCACUGUGCUACUCUUCCUGGAGCCCUGGCUUCCCUUAUCCCUUGCUGUGGGGGGGAGAAAUGGUGGCCCACUCUGUAGCGCAGGAACAAUCUUGGAGGGAAAUUCUGAACUUUUUCAGGGAACAUCUCCCGGGAGCCAGAAAUAAGCUCUGAACAAGGACUCAUGGUGAUGGUUAGGUAGGAGACAAAAUAGUAAACAACAGUAACAUAAUCAAAAGUAAUGGUAAGGCUGGAUGAGGGGGUUCUCAAGUUGUAUCUAGGUUCAUAGCUUCCGAAUACAGGGCAAAUCAAAGGACCAGGGCACAGCUGUAUCUGAAUAGACGUACUGGAUUUUUGUCAAAUUGAGUUCUACUUUAUUGGUUUCCACUAUUUUGAAAUCAUGCUGCCGGUUGAAAUCUCUUUUACAGCCCAAAUUAGGCAUAUUUUGGGUCCAGGUAAUCUCAGUCUUGAUGAAUUCUCUGAGAUUUCCAGCUUACUUUUGGAAAUACAUUUUCUGUUUAAAUGAUUUUCAGCUGAAUUUCUGAUAUGUGACUUUAAGAGUUCUAAUUCUAUUGAGUACAAUGCUCGUUAUAGAUUUCCAACUGGUGCUUUUAUUUUAUUUUUUAAAAAAUAAUAGUGAUGUUUCUUCUCCUUCCUAAAACAUAAUGCAUUCUGUAAUUUUAAUCAGGAAUGGGAAUGAAUUUAAACUGCCUUUGUAACAGCUCUUGAAAUCAAUAUAAUGCUAGAUAACAAGUUCGAUAGUACUACAAGAAAAGAAUCAAAUUCAGAUUGUGGGUCAUUCUGUGAUCAUUCUAUGCCAUUCUAUAACAACUUAAUUAAUAACUGACCUAGUCUCUUUAUAGAUAAUAGUUGAUUUAAAAAAUGUAGUUUUCGUGGUCUAGAAGGUGGUGCAAUGGACAAAGCAUUGGACUCUCAAGCAUGAGGUCCUAAGUUCAAGCCCUGGCAGCACAUGUACCAGAGUGAUGUCUGUCUGAGUCUUUCUGUCUCUCCUCCUAUCUUUCUCAUUAAUAAAUAAAUAAAAAUGUUUUUUAAAA